Rattus rattus (black rat) is the source of this 2041-nucleotide messenger RNA. It is a transcript of the gene F9, whose product is annotated as coagulation factor IX. Gene Ontology annotation, biological process: zymogen activation; blood coagulation. Gene Ontology annotation, cellular component: extracellular region. The record is from RefSeq and is a predicted model, not a curated record. The coding region runs from base 21 to 1427 and encodes 468 amino acids. The transcript has 8 exons. Lineage: Eukaryota; Metazoa; Chordata; Mammalia; Rodentia; Muridae. Gene Ontology annotation, molecular function: calcium ion binding; serine-type endopeptidase activity.
ACAAUCUCCUAACAAAGGUCAUGAGGCACCUGAACACCAUCAUGGCAGACUCUCCGGGUCUCAUCACCAUCUUCCUUCUGGGAUAUCUACUCAGCACUGAAUGUGCAGUUUUUCUUGAUCGCAAAAAUGCCACCAAAAUUCUUACCCGUCCAAAGAGAUAUAACUCAGGGAAACUGGAAGAGUUUGUUCAGGGAAACCUUGAGAGAGAGUGCAUAGAAGAAAGAUGCAGUUUUGAAGAAGCACGAGAAGUUUUUGAAAACACUGAAAAAACUACUGAAUUUUGGAAGCAGUAUGUUGAUGGAGAUCAGUGUGAGUCAAAUCCUUGCUUAAAUGGUGGAAUAUGCAAGGAUGAUAUUAAUUCCUAUGAAUGUUGGUGCCAAGCUGGAUUUGAAGGAAGGAACUGUGAAUUAGAUGCAACAUGUAGCAUUAAAAAUGGCAGGUGUAAGCAGUUUUGUAAAAACAGCCCUGACAACAAGAUAAUUUGUUCCUGCACUGAGGGAUACCAACUUGCAGAAGACCAGAAGUCCUGUGAACCAGCAGUUCCAUUCCCAUGUGGAAGAGUUUCUGUUGCCUACAAUUCUAAAAAGAUCACCCGUGCUGAGACUGUUUUUUCUAAUACCGACUAUGGAAAUUCUACUGAAUUAAUCCUGGAUGACAUCACCAACAGCACCGUUCUUGAUAACGUCACUGAAAAUAGUGAACCAAUUAAUGACUUCACUCGAGUUGUUGGUGGAGAAAAUGCGAAACCAGGUCAAAUCCCUUGGCAGGUCAUUCUAAAUGGUGAAAUUGAGGCAUUCUGUGGAGGCGCCAUCAUUAAUGAAAAAUGGAUUGUAACUGCUGCCCACUGUCUUAAACCUGGUGAUAAAAUUGAGGUUGUUGCUGGUGAACAUAAUAUUGAUGAGAAGGAAGACACAGAACAAAGGAGAAAUGUGAUUCGAACUAUCCCUCAUCACCAGUACAAUGCAACUAUUAAUAAGUAUAGUCAUGACAUUGCCUUGCUGGAACUGGAUAAACCUUUAAUACUAAACAGCUAUGUAACACCUAUCUGUGUUGCCAAUAAGGAAUAUACAAAUAUCUUCCUCAAGUUUGGUUCUGGCUAUGUGAGUGGCUGGGGGAAAGUCUUCAACAAAGGGAGACAGGCUUCCAUUCUUCAGUACCUUAGAGUUCCACUGGUUGACCGAGCCACAUGCCUUAGGUCCACAAAAUUCAGCAUCUAUAACAACAUGUUCUGUGCAGGUUACCGUGAAGGAGGCAAAGAUUCAUGUGAAGGAGAUAGUGGAGGACCCCACGUUACUGAAGUAGAAGGGACAAGUUUCUUAACUGGCAUUAUUAGCUGGGGUGAAGAAUGUGCAAUGAAAGGCAAAUAUGGAAUAUAUACUAAGGUUUCCAGGUAUGUCAACUGGAUUAAGGAAAAAACAAAAAGCUAACUUAAUGAAAACCAAUUUCAAUGGCAAUUCGCUGGGAUUGAAAAUGGAUGAUUCCUUUUAACUAGUGUUUCCACUGUUUGUUAAACUUAAAUACAUAUGCUCUAUAAAUACUGAUUUUUCUCUGUGCAGGGGACAAGCCCAUCUAGGAUCUAUAUUGUACUAGAUUAAGUAGGUUAGCAAAUAUAAUCACUAAAGAAAUACUUUAGUAAGAGAUUAACCAUUUCUGCAAGCCCAGUCCUUAUUAAAAUUAGAAACUGUAGCUCCCCAUGUUGCCCAUAAGACAUGAUGGUUCUUGAUGUAGAGAUGUACCCAAUUCUCCUUCCUUGGUAUCAAUUCAUAUUUUAGAUCUUCCUCACCUUUCUCAAAUUUAUUGGUUUUCUGUCCAGAAUCUUUAGCUCAUUUAAGGCCAGAAGAAAACAGAAACAACUGAUACAUUAAAACUCAUCAAAAGCAUGACUUCCUCUCUUGAUUUUCCAGAAUCCUGUAUCUUUUUCAACUCCCAAUCCACAAAUCACUGUCCCGUUCAUCAUUCUCACCCUCUAGUUCUCCAUCAGCUUUGAAAGAGGAAGAGGUGUGAGUUCCAGGACAGUCAGGACUACAGAGAAAUCUUGUCU